AUGUCUCGCUUCUCGUUCUUCCUCGGGGUUCUCCUCUUUUUACUUCCAGCUCAACACGUAUUCGCCGCGAACACUAUCAUCUGGAAGAACCGUUGCGACUACGAUCUUUACUUCUGGGUCAUCCCUCCUCUCACACCGGAGCGCGAUGAUGCCUUCACAGUUGUGCCUGCCCGAGGCGAACACGUCCACACCAUGGUAUGGCACAAGGAUGGCGGUAUCAGCCUCAAGUACCGAGACGUACCCUACUACACUAGGGCGCCCGCGGGCAUUCUACAAGCGGAAUAUACCCUGGAUCGAAACCAGGGAAAGACCUUUUACGAUUCCAGUAUCAUCAACUGUGGAAGGGGUGUUGGUCCCCAGGACCCUUCUUACUGCCCGUUCGCACAUGGUGGUGUAAACAUGUACAUCGUAGGGGACAGAGGGUUUGGCUUCCACUGUGAGGACGCAUACUGCAGGCUAGGGGGUAAUUGUGACAAGAAGACGUACUUGAUUCCGGGAGGUUACAAGGGCGAGCCAAGCUUCUCGUGUCCUCUUGGGGUGGACAUCGUGUUCGAGACUUGUACUGAGGCUUCUGUGGAGAGAACGUGGCAGGAUGGGAAACCUGGUCCUGCACCUGCACUAUGGCAACCGCGACCGCCUCCGCCUUCGCGUCCAUCUGCUGCUCCGUGGCCACAACAGCAUACUUUGAAGGCUACAACGACAAGAGAUGCCGCCACCGUCACGAACAAUGUCUCCGUUACCGGUGCCCCCCAGCCAAUGUGGCCCAACCGGCCGGAGACGUAUCCGGUCCCGGACGGAUUCCCCGAUAAAACAAUCUGUUUCGAUGCAGACUGCUGGUGCUACGGUUUCUGGGGCAACGAGCAACCUGGACGAGCCGACUGUGGAGACCUCGAUGGCGUCCUCCAGUGUUACUUCUUCCAGGACUGUGAACAGCGGUACCGAACCGGAAGAAAAAGAUACGAGCGGGACUGA
Messenger RNA from Didymosphaeria variabile, 972 nucleotides. RefSeq lists its product as uncharacterized. NCBI's taxonomy places the organism in Eukaryota, Fungi, Ascomycota, Dothideomycetes, Pleosporales, Didymosphaeriaceae. The coding region runs from base 1 to 972 and encodes 323 amino acids. The record is from RefSeq and is a predicted model, not a curated record. The transcript has a single exon.